AUGAUAGGGGGGAUUUUCCCCGUUUUCAACAAGGAUGUCAGCAACAUCGCUACAUUUGACCGGGAACCUCCUGCUGUGAUGUGUGCUCUGUUUGAUCUUCGGGCUUUUCGAUGGGCACAAAUGAUGAAGUUUGCGAUAGGAGAGAUCAACGCAGAUCCUGCACUCCUGCCUAACAUCUCUCUGGGUUACAGGAUUCUCAAUUCCUGUUCGUCUCCUACAAAUACUUUACGAGCUGCACUAACGCUGGCAAAUAGUCAAAAUGAAAAAGAAACGGUUUCUGGCUGUUCUCCAGCUGUAUCUGCGGUAAUCGCAGAGGCAGGAUCGUCUCAGUCCCUGGCAGUCGCUGGAAUCCUUGGACCUUUUCAAGUCCCAGUGAGUUACUUCUCAACAUGCGCCUGUCUCAGUAACAGAGCUAAAUACCCAACGUUUUUCCGAACAAUUCCCAGCGACUACUUCCAGGCAAAAGCCUUGGCAGCUCUGGUUAAACACUUUGGUUGGGAGUGGAUCGGAGCCAUACAGUCAGACAACGACUACGGACGAAACGGGGUGCUGGCUUUUAAAGAGGAAGUUGAAAAGUUUGGGAUUUGCAUUGCUUUUGUUGGGACAGUUAUGCGAACGUACCCUCAGGAAAAGAUCCUGAAAGUUGUAGAAAUGAUCAAACAGUCAACCGUCCAAGUCAUCCUGGCUUUUACUCCUGAGGGUGACUUUUCUCCUUUGAUGAGAGAGGUUGUGAAGCACAACAUCACUGGAAUACAGUGGCUUGCCAGUGAAGCAUGGAUAACAGCACCUCAGCCUUCAACCCCGGAAAUGUACCGAGCUUUCGGCGGAGCGUUGGGAUUUGUCGUUCAGAAGAUGAACAUCCCAAAUCUGAAUCCAUUUCUUACAAAUAUUAACCCUUACAGAGAUCAAAGUGAGCCUUUUGUGAAGGAUUUCUGGGAGAUAAUGGUUUCCUAUCAUCUACAAAGAGUGAACUUCAGGAACCAGUUUGGAGACGAUGUGUUUUUUGACGAGAACGGCAACCCUCCUGCUUCCUACGACAUCAUCAACUGGCAGCUCGUUCCAUCAUCAGUGUGCUCAAAAGCUUGUCCAGCAGGAACCAGGAAGGCUCAGAUCAAGGGGAAACCAGUGUGUUGUUUUGAUUGCAUUCCAUGCGCAGAAGGAUCUAUCGCCAAUUCAACAGAGUGCGUGGCCUGUCCACUUGAAUACUGGUCCAAUGAUAAACGAAGCGAGUGCAUUGCAAGAGAAAUCGAGUUCCUGGCGUAUCAUGAGCCCAUGGGAGUGGCGCUCACAGUGGUGGCCUUGCUCGGCGCCUCCUUGUCUCUGCUCACGAUGAUGGUUUUUAUCCACUACAGAGAAACUCCUGUAAUAAAAGCCAGCAACUCAGAGCUGAGCUGCUUCUUGCUGCUCUCUCUCUUCCUGUGCUUUCUCUGCCCUCUGACCUUCAUCGGCAGACCCACCGUCUGGACCUGCAUGCUGCGCCACACCGCUUUCGGAGUGACAUUCGCACUUUGCAUUUCCUGUGUGCUAGGGAAGACCAUCGUGGUCGUGACAGCGUUCAAAGCCACACAUCCCAGUAAUAAAGUCGCAGUAAAGUUUGGUCCCACACAGCAAAGGAUCAUCGUUUGCUCCUGCACGUUAAUUCAAAUAGUGAUCUGCAUACUGUGGCUGAAGUUAAAUCCCCCCUUGCCGGAUCGGGUUUUUAAAUACAGCAACAGGAAAAUUGUGUUGGAAUGUAACACGGGGUCAGAGGUCGCCUUUUAUGUGGUUUUGGGUUACAUAGGCUUUCUUGCAGUGGUGUGUUUGGUUCUUGCAUUUUUAGCGAGAAAACUGCCAGAUAAUUUUAACGAAGCUAAGUUUAUCACGUUCAGCAUGCUGAUAUUCUGCGCCGUCUGGAUCACUUUCAUCCCAGCGUACGUCAGCUCUCCUGGAAAGUUCACCGUCGCUGUGGAGAUAUUUGCAAUCCUGUCAUCAGCAUUUGGCUUGUUAAUAAGUAUUUUUGCACCGAAAUGUUACAUCAUCUUCAUAAAGCCAGAGAAAAACACGAGGAAACAUGUCAUGGGGAAAAAAUAA
Poeciliopsis prolifica (blackstripe livebearer) is the source of this 2070-nucleotide messenger RNA. Its product is annotated as extracellular calcium-sensing receptor-like. Bases 1 to 2070 code for a protein of 689 amino acids. Gene Ontology annotation, molecular function: G protein-coupled receptor activity. The record is from RefSeq and is a predicted model, not a curated record. Gene Ontology annotation, biological process: G protein-coupled receptor signaling pathway. The transcript has 6 exons. Gene Ontology annotation, cellular component: membrane. NCBI's taxonomy places the organism in Eukaryota, Metazoa, Chordata, Actinopteri, Cyprinodontiformes, Poeciliidae.